CGUCGUCCGCACCUCGCAGCGCGCGCUCGCGAGGCAGCCGCGGCGGGCGGGGGAGCCCUAUCUGACGCCGCAGUUUGGCGCGAGCUUCACGGUGGCGAGUGCGCGCUCCGCCGCCAUGGUCGCCCUUGCCGGCGCGCUCUUCAACGCGCUGAGCGGCUCCGGCUGGGGCCGCGCCCUGCUGCUGCGCCAGCCGGCCCUCUUCACGCUCGGCGCGUUCUCGGACGAGGGACCGUCGGAGGAGAGGCUCGCGGCAACGUCGUGGAAGAGCGUCUUCUUUGGCCGCGGCUGGUCCGACGCCACACCCGACAGUCCGCCUUCUGCCAGCUUCGACCGCGCCGCGACCGUCUUAGUCUCGGGCCCCGAGCCGGGCUACAUCGCCACCGCACUCAUGUUCCUCAGCAUGGCCCGUUUCAUCAAGGAGGAGCGGCGGCGGCUCCCCAUAGUUGGUGGCGUGUUCACGCCGGGCGGCCUCGUCGGCUCCGGAGGCGCCGCCGCCAUCACCGCCCUCGUCGAUGCCCUCCGCGCCGUCGGCAUCCGAUUCGAGGUGGAGGAGGCUCUGCAUGCGACCGACGACUCGCGCACACAACUGGGGGUGUGGGGCCCGCCCGCUGCGGCUCGCUCAAAAUUGUGAUGUGUCACAUGCCAUGUGUUACUUUUUAAAUGAAUUUCAGAAUUGAAA
Emiliania huxleyi CCMP1516 is the source of this 679-nucleotide messenger RNA. Its product is annotated as Saccharopine dehydrogenase. Bases 116 to 631 code for a protein of 171 amino acids. Gene Ontology annotation, biological process: glycolipid biosynthetic process. The transcript has 4 exons. Gene Ontology annotation, cellular component: mitochondrion; plasma membrane; lipid droplet. Lineage: Eukaryota; Haptophyta; Isochrysidales; Noelaerhabdaceae. The record is from RefSeq and is a predicted model, not a curated record.